Molecule: messenger RNA, 2669 nt
Organism: Fonticula alba
Lineage: Eukaryota; Rotosphaerida; Fonticulaceae
Exons: 12
Coding region: 116-2521 (801 amino acids)
Biological process (GO): antibiotic biosynthetic process
Molecular function (GO): hydrolase activity, acting on carbon-nitrogen (but not peptide) bonds, in linear amides
Source: RefSeq, a predicted model, not a curated record
UUUGUCUUUCUUCCCUUCUCCUCUUGUCCCAAUCCCUCUCGUGCUUGGACAGGCCCUUUCUCCCAUCCUUUUGGCGAUUCCUCCUCCCCGGCACUCGAGCCAAGCGGACGAGACCAUGGCGCCGGCCCUCCCCCCCCGUGCGGCCCCUCGGGCGUCAGGCCUGUCGCUGCUGCUGGUCUUGCUGCUGGCUCUGCUCGGGGUGUUUUGCCGGCCGGCUGCCGGCCUGACCAACCGCACACGCCCUCUGGACCAAAUCGAUGCGGAGAUCAUCUGGGAUUCCUGGGGCGUGCCUCAUAUCUUCGCUAAUUCUACCAAGGACCUGAGCUUCGCCUAUGGCUAUGCUCAGGCCCGGGAUCAUGGCCAGGAGGUUAUCCGUUUCAUCGCCACCGCACGCGGCCGUGCGUCUGAGUAUUGGGGCGCGGAGUGGAUUGAAUCUGACGCACUUGUGUGGGCCAAUGACAUCCCCAACGUGGCGGAGGAUCUAUUUGCCAAGCAGCACCCGGAAACAGUGCAGCAGCUGGAGUACUUUGCGGCUGGCUUCAACCACUACUUUGGCCAGUUCCCGGACGACCUGCUCACGGCCCCCUUCAACACGACAUUGGUCAUGCCGGUUUCGGCGCUCGACAUCAUGAAGAGCACCGUGCGCAUUCACUACUUCUAUGCCUACUGGAGCGGCAAUGAGAAGGCCCAGUGGUGGUCCCCCUCGGCUGACGGGGCCUCUGAGGAGCCAGACUACUUCCGCAUGGCUAAUGAGACGCCCACUCGCCACUACUCGGCCUACGUCGACUACCUGCAUGACAUCCGGCAAAUCCCCGAGGAGCACUGGGAGCACUUCGGCUCGAAUGCCUGGGCCAUGAAUGGCCCGAAGGUGGCCCCGGACGUCAUCACUCUACUCAACCAGAAUCCGCAUUUGCCCUUCGUCAGCAUUUUCCGCUGGUACGAGGCGCACUUUGUCAUCGAGUCGGAAAAUGUCAAUCUUUAUGGCGCGGGCAUCCUGUCCUGGCCCAACUUGCAGAUUGCCUUCAACGAUUAUGUCGGCUGGACGCACACCGUAAACAUCAUCACCCCCUGGACCGUAUAUGAGGUGGAACUGUCGCACGACAACUCCACAUACCUCUUUGAUGGUGUGGAAAUGCAAAUGCAAGUGGAGGAGUUUCCCUUCAAGGUCUUGCUGGAUGACGGAUCUUACGAGGCCCACACCGUGGUUGUGGAGAAGACCAUCCACGGCCAUGUGGUCAAUCGCAAGCACAAUAAGGUGGCCGUCCUGCGCCGUGCUGGUGCCGAUCGUGCCGGCUAUAUCAAGCAAUGGUGGGACAUGGGUCGAGCGCGCAGCAUGGCUCAGUUCCGUGCGGCCAUUGACCAACUCCAGCUGGCUUCCCUCACAGUUGUGGCGGCUUCGGCCGAUGGGUCGAUUCUCAACCAAUUCAACGGCUUCGUGCCCGUCCGUUCCUUUGGUGACUACAACUACUGGAAUAUGGCCGUGCCGGGUAACACCAGUCGCACCUUCUGGACCGAGCUUCACCCGCUCUCCGAGCUGCCGCACAUCCAAGACCCUGCCUCUGGUUGGGUCCACAACGCCAAUGAGUCUCCCUGGACCGCGACCUUCCCGCUCUUUCUCCCGACCCUGGAUCCUGCCAACUUCCCGGCUUACGUGAGCAUGAAGCCUUACAUGAGUUUCCGCCCCCAAGUGUCGGUUCGCCUGCUCCACAUGGAGGACCGCUUUGACUUUGACACCAUGGUCCGGCACAAGCACUCGACGUUGAAGGAGGCGGCAUUGCACUAUUUGGACGAGCUCCUGGAGGCCAUUGGCCAGGAGCUGGCCAAUCGCGGCUCGCAGGCCGAUCCCCGUCUGGCCGAGAUCCAUGCCAUCUGGACCUCCUGGGAUCGGACAUACGAUGCCGUAUCGCCUGGGUCCUUCCUGUUUGAGAUGUACCUGCGCAAGCAGCGUGGGGUGUACUUUUUGGUGCCCUGGCUGGCGGAGGAUCCGCUCAACACGCCGCACACUCUCUCCGACCUGACGGCAGCGGUGGAAUCGGUCCUGCGCGCGGCCGAUGCCGUGGCCGCCGCCGGGCACCCCCUGGAUGCCUCCUGGGGUGACAUGCACAAGUUCUAUGCCUACCAGCACACGGCCCCGCCCGAGGACGAGGAUCAGCGCUUGGUCCUUCCGGCGCACGGCACCUUCGACACUUUCCGAAGCCUCUGGUGGAAGGAGGCCGACAUCGGGCCAUAUGGUGGUGACUCGUACACCGGUCUCCUGGCUUAUAUGGCCGACAACCGGGAAGUGGACGCCGAUGGCUUUAUCCGGUCCCGGCCGAUCGCCGCUACCUGUAUGCCGUAUGGCAAUGCUACGCCGGGUUCUCGCGGUGCACGAGUCUAUGGUCAUGUCAAUGACCAGUUCCAGCUCUUCGCCGAUAAGGCUCUCAAGCCGGCUCUGCGUGAGCGCAAGGAAAUCCUUGCGGAUCAGGAACAAGUGGCCCGCUUCGAUGGACUUUGGAUCCGGCUCCCCCCUACCGGAGCUUGACCCCAGGAGGAGCCCAGUCGUCCUCACCAACAGCUUUCUCGAUCGCAUGAGAAAGUAAGAGUGUCCUGCCCCCCUUCUUCCAUAGAUGCCUCUGUUGAUCUGCGGCUUGUCCUCUCCCUCGUUGUGCUUUCAGGGGGGGGGGGGGGUC